Messenger RNA from Anthonomus grandis grandis, 5015 nucleotides. It is a transcript of the gene bsk, whose product is annotated as stress-activated protein kinase JNK. Gene Ontology annotation, biological process: JNK cascade; protein phosphorylation. Gene Ontology annotation, cellular component: cytoplasm; nucleus. NCBI's taxonomy places the organism in Eukaryota, Metazoa, Arthropoda, Insecta, Coleoptera, Curculionidae. The transcript is spliced from 14 exons. Bases 398 to 1666 code for a protein of 422 amino acids. The record is from RefSeq and is a predicted model, not a curated record. Gene Ontology annotation, molecular function: ATP binding; JUN kinase activity.
CACCGGCCCAGUGGUACUGGGAGAGUAUCGUAGAAGAUGUCCCGUCUCUCGCAGUUUUACACCGUCGAGGUGGGAGACACCAAGUUCACCAUAUUGAAGCGGUACCAGAACCUGAAACCGAUAGGGUCCGGAGCUCAGGGCAUCGUUUGUUGAGUUGGAAUGCGUUUGAGUUUUGUACGCACUACUGAAGCGUUUCGAGGCGGUUUGUGUGCCCGUAACGCUACCCCCCCAGUUUUCGCUUCUUUUUUAGGCUUUAGUUGCACGUUCUAGUCACCUUUUAGUAGCGCUUUUCUCUGAUACUAUUAACCUACCCCUUCAUUAAAAAACAAAAAAUCUUCUACCCCCCCAACCCUCUUGAUUUCUACCCACACCCCCUUCUCAAUAACUCAGCACCGCCAUGGCGAAUAGCGACAUAAAACCGGGAUACACGAAGUUCGAAUUCGAGGACGCGGAGUUCCUGGUGCCCGAGCGCUAUGUCGAACUGAAACCGAAGGGCGGAGGCUCCGGAGGCCUCGUGUGUGCUGCCGUAGACACAGUAACCCAACAAAAUGUAGCGAUUAAAAAGCUGAGCAGGCCCUUCCAGAACGUCACCCACGCCAAAAGGGCGUAUCGGGAGUUCAAGCUGAUGAAACUGGUCAACCAUAAGAACAUCAUCGGACUGUUAAACGCGUUCACGCCCCAACGGACCCUGGAGGAGUUCCAGGACGUUUACCUGGUGAUGGAACUGAUGGACGCCAACUUGUGUCAAGUGAUCCAGAUGGACCUGGACCACGAGCGGAUGAGCUAUCUGCUCUACCAAAUGCUCUGCGGCAUUAAGCAUUUGCACUCGGCCGGGAUCGUGCAUAGGGACCUGAAGCCGAGCAACAUCGUGGUCAAGUCGGAUUGUACGCUGAAGAUUUUGGACUUUGGGUUGGCACGGACGGCCGGCACCACUUUUAUGAUGACGCCGUACGUCGUCACUAGGUACUAUAGGGCACCGGAGGUGAUAUUGGGGAUGGGCUAUACGGCCAACGUGGACAUUUGGUCCGUGGGCUGCAUCAUGGGGGAAAUGAUUCGCGGCGGAGUGCUGUUCCCCGGUACCGAUCAUAUUGAUCAGUGGAAUAAGAUUAUCGAGCAACUGGGCACGCCCUCGCAACAAUUCAUGAUGAGACUGCAACCGACCGUGCGGAACUACGUGGAGAACCGGCCGCGGUACCCGGGGUUCACCUUCGAGAAACUCUUUCCCGACGUCCUGUUUCCCUCGGACAGUAACGAGCACAACCGGCUCAAGGCGGGACAGGCCCGAGACUUGUUAUCGAGAAUGCUGGUUAUAGACCCACAGUGCCGGAUAUCCGUGGACGAGGCCCUGUUGCACCCGUACAUCAACGUCUGGUACGAGGAGAACGAAGUGAACGCGCCCGCCCCCGGUCCGUACGACCACAGCGUGGACGAGCGGGAGCACACGGUCGAACAGUGGAAGGAGCUCAUCUACCAGGAGGUGAUGGAGUACGAGAGCUCCCACGGGAGGGCGCAGCCCGGUACCGGGUCGCAGCAGCCCAGUCCUGCCGCCCCCAGUUCCGAACCUAACGGUAAGAGAGUUUCGGUAGAAAGUCUCUUAUUUCCCGAGUUUCAUUCAUUACAAAUUGAAGAGUGUAAAGGCACUAAGUGUCAAAAUCCUUUGGCAUAGUAAAACUAGAGCACAGGAGCUAGGCAGUACGUCCUGAAAGUUCUUAUUUUGAAAGUGUAUACAUGGAAGAGGUGCAAGAAAAGAAUAAAGGAAGGUUUAUAGAACGGCAGAGAAUGAAAAAGAAUGCUGGGAAGAAAUACGUUAACAGGAAAAAAUCGUCUAAAAAAUCCUGCAAAAUCAAGAGGUGAAAUAUUUUAGGUUGAAAAACAGGCAGUGACUCCUACUCCGUUCGACGGGCGUCGUGCAAGUACUUACAAACGAAAACUUCAACUUUUUGAGAGAUUUUAUGUUGAAAACUACAAAACACAAGGGACGUCGUCAUGGAAAUUAUGAAAGUGUCCCAGAUAGCAAAAGGCAAACUUCAAUAUCCUAUACACUGCCAGAUUCUGAAGAUGGAAAUUUUGUGCAAGAAUGUAAAAACAAAAAAAAAAUCAAGAAAAACCACUAAGAAAAAUAUGAAUAAAAAAAAGACAUGCACCCUCGUGAAGUUCUAUUCCCUCAAUGGGGAAUGGGGGUACCAGCUUAGAUAGGGAAGCAGCCAGCGCUGAUGCGAGAACGGGAACCGGCAUGCAGAUGAACGGGCGAAACUAGUCGGAGACACGUUACUGAAACCCACUGAGCAGCAGCAGCAGCAGCACAAUCUCUAGACUAGUCUGACUAAAACGGAGAUUAAGUUAAUAAAGAACAAUAAAUAGAAUUUUAAUUCCCGCGCUUAAAAUGUCGUUUUAAAUCGCCAUUGCCACGGAGCCGUAUGGUCGAUUGAAAGAAGAAGAUGGAAGACUUGCUGGCUCUUGUGUACGUGUGAUAUGACCGGUUUAAUAUUUAAGUUAGUUAGGUAAGGAUGGCGAUAGGGCGUAAGUGAGAGUUGUUUUUUUUCCUAAGUUCAUGCCAAAAAUUCUAGUUAUCUUGUACAUUUGAUCUUACUAAAGUUCUCUGUAAAGCGGGUACCUCAGAUCAAAUGUACUACCAAGAAACAUUUUGCGUGCAAUAUUUUUGGUGUGACAAUCAGUAAUUAGUUCGUUCAGUUUUAAAACAGACAACUGAAGAGGGGAUUUUCACAGUGAAGGUCAUCGUUAUCACAAUCGAUUUAACCUUGCCAAAGCUAUUGGGAGAAAAAAAAGGAUUCUUCUCUCUUCAGUUAAAGUCCGUAGGGCGUAGCCAUAAACAAGUCACGAUUGUUUUCAUUAUAGUUAUUCUAUGGUGUACGUGAGUGCGCCACAAGUAGUCGUAUAAUCGAUAAUAUUAAUGUUAUGUAACGGUAGGGAAGGCACAAUUUAGCAGCGAGAGAGCGGGGUGAGGAUAAAGGUUGUAAAUUGUAUUUUUUAAUAACAGUAAAUAACACAAUAUCCGAUCCAUUGAAUUUUCUGUAAAAAACAAAAUAAUUAAAAAAAAAGGUGACAAUUAGGUAGUGAAAUUAGUCUCUAACUAGUGACAGUUGUUUGGUUAAUGUCAGAGAUAUACCAAGGGGGAGAGUGAGAAAUUGAGUUUUUGCCCUAUGAAUGUUCACUUUUAUUUUUGAGGGAUACACGAAGGUGGUUAAGCAAGUAAAGUGUUGUACUAAAAAUGGGGAAAAGUGCGAGGAAUCCAGUUAUGCACUAAACAAUUGUAGUACAAUUGUUGAGGAUUUUUUUUUACUCAAAUAGCCUCUGGCCAAGGGUCACUUAGAAUUCUUCCACUUAUCAAUCACAAAUGAUUAAACGGUCUUUUCUUCACUUUUCACAAUGUAAUGUCCAACUUUUAUUGUUAUUUUAGUACAAUUUUACUAAUAAAUGAUUUUCUGCAGUGCAAAACUAUUGGUAGUAAUGUGCAGAAUUGCGUGGUGGUGCACGCACAAGAGGUUUUUAGUACAAAUUUUUUAAAUUUUCCAAAAUUUUAUCAACAUUCUUUACUUUUACUAUCCAAGGGUUUGAAUUGUACUAAAAAACCUUUAUGCUUGACCAGAGGCCUCACAUCACCAAGAAAUUUCUCAAUUUAAAUGCAAAAUUACGAUAACUGGAGCAAUUGAACGGUGGUGAGAGCCUCUGACCACGUAUAAGACGUUUUUAGUACAAAUUAUUUAAUGAAGGGCUGAGAAGCAACGGGGUAUAAGUGUACUGAAGUCAGUUUUGAGAAAACUUAAAUUAAAGUUAAAUUGUUAUAAUCAAAUGCAGGCAAAAGUAUGGCAAUUUUCUAACCAGUUUUGUUUUAAUUGCUAGGGUUUAGACUAUCAUAAUAAAGAAAAAUAAUAUGCUUUUUAGUAUUUUUCAUAUUGAUUAUUAGGCAAAAUUUGAUAAAAGUCAUCACUUGUACCCCUUGGCUUCUCAUAGAAAUUAGGAGUUUAAUAAAACAUAGGAUACAAAUAAAUUAGAAAAAUGCAUUUUUCCAAUGAAAGGUGGCUUAACAAAAUACUAACGGUUUGUAUAAAAAUGUCAUUUAAAUACCACUUGCAGAACUAUUCUGGGUCACUGCUAUAAACAUUGUCUUCAUGUUCUGGAUCCUCAUUUUCAUCAUCGUCAGGAUUGUGAUGUCCCUCUUGAACCGCUUCUUGCUGUUUCUGGAUGUUCUGUCUUGUGUGCACCAAACGUUUUCCCUUAUAGUCUAAUGAUCUAUAGAAUUGGUGAUGUACGGGAGGUACAAAUGUUAGGAGGCCAACAAGGUCUUCAAAAGUAAGAAAGUUGGCAACAAUCUUAAUUCGACUCGCCCCCUCUACACGAUUUCAUGAGUCUAGAUGCACGUUUGUGUAAUUAGACAUAAAACCUUCAAAUGACCUUAGGAGGACGUAAAAAACGCCGAUAAUUGCGUGGCCAUCUUUUAACGCCCCCACUAAGGCCUCGUCCCGAUAAUUUCUAAGAGUUAAUCGUAAGUAAGUUAUUAUUAUUAAAAACAAAAAAAAAUUGUAUUAUUUAUAUUUAUAUUAUAUUAAUUUAUAUCUUGUUCGUAACUAUUGCAAUACAAAUUUAAUGUAAAGAUACUCCCGGUAAAUAACAAAAUAUAAAAAGUAGGAUAAAGUCGAUGUAAGGCGGCGAUCCUUUUUAUAUUGAUGAAUGUAAAUGUCCAACCGCGUAAUUCUGUAUAAAAAAACUAAAAACUGUUGUGUAAAUAACCCUGAGAGCGAUUUCCUUUUGUAGCCAGUCGAUCCAAUAAUAUUAUGGUCACUUUUUAGGAUUAACGUAAUAAUGUAAACUUAGUUUCGUAGGGUUCGCUUCGUACUUUACCACGUAAAUUCCGAAAUUAUGCAAACAAACACAGACCUCAAUUUUUGUUGCCCCUGUUUAAAACAGUAAUCCUGUAAUUUUAGUGUGAUUUCUAGAUUACAUCCAGUGCUUCAGUAAUAUUGUUCCGCUUUGUAAAUAAAUGACUUUGGAAAAUC